Vigna radiata var. radiata (mung bean) is the source of this 2595-nucleotide messenger RNA. Its product is annotated as GDSL esterase/lipase At1g33811. The record is from RefSeq and is a predicted model, not a curated record. Gene Ontology annotation, molecular function: hydrolase activity, acting on ester bonds. Bases 340 to 1494 code for a protein of 384 amino acids. The transcript has 6 exons. NCBI's taxonomy places the organism in Eukaryota, Viridiplantae, Streptophyta, Magnoliopsida, Fabales, Fabaceae.
CAGUUGAGUAUGCUGACAUUCUUGUUAAAAGAAGAACUGAGAAAUGCUGCAACUACUUCAUAAUUAACUUGGCAAACUGAAAAAAUGUUUACACAACUUGGUAAGUUGCAGAAAGGUGUCUAGCAUGUUCCAGUAAGUAUGUGGAUGAGAUCCAGUUGUUGGUCACGAGAUGAGGCUCCAUUCACCGAUGAUAAAGGAAGUCUCAUACUCAUGAGCUUAAAAUGCAUUAAUACUCUACCAAAAAGCUUCUUCUCUCAUUGUCUCAUCAAAUAGGCCUAUCACAUGAAUGCCAUAAAUAUGCUCACACAACCAUUUCUAAGAAGGAGAAUAUAAGAAUGCAUGUCCACAACAGCCAUUUUUGUCAGAAAAUUGGUGGUGCUUAAGAUGAAGCGUUUGGUUUUGACAUUGACAUGGAUGUUGUGGCUGAGCCUAUGUGGCAGAUGCAUGUCUCAGGUGCAGCCACGGCUUCCUCCGGGCCAACAGGUGCCAUGCUUCUUCAUAUUUGGUGACUCAUUGGUUGACAAUGGAAACAACAAUGGAAUCCUAACUCUUGCCAGGGCCAACUACAGGCCUUAUGGCAUUGACUUCCCGGGUGGUGCCACUGGUCGCUUCACCAAUGGCAGAACUUAUGUUGAUGCCUUAGCUCAGCUUCUGGGUUUCCCUACAUAUAUUCCUCCACACUCAAGAGCAAGGGGUUUGGAACUUCUAAGAGGAGCUAACUAUGCAUCUGGAGCAGCAGGCAUUAGAGACGAAACAGGGAGUAACCUUGGUGCUCAUACUUCAAUGAAUGACCAAGUCGCAAACUUUGGCAACACAGUGCAGCAGCUGAGAAGGUUCUUCAGAGGAGACAAUGACUCACUUAGUAGCUACCUAAGCAAAUGUCUAUUCUUUUCAGGGAUGGGAAGCAAUGAUUACCUGAAUAACUACUUCAUGCCAGAUUUUUAUUCAACUAGCUCAGAUUUUACUGUUAAAGCUUUUGCAUCUGCCCUUCUUCAAGAUUACUCUCGCCAGCUAUCUCAAUUAUAUUCACUAGGAGCAAGAAAAGUGAUUGUUACAGCAGUUGGUCAAAUUGGCUGCAUACCAUAUCAGUUAGCCCGUUUUCAUGGUAACAGCACCAGAUGCAAUGAAAAAAUCAACAAUGCCAUCUUGCUAUUUAACUCCGGCCUUAAGAAAAUGGUUCAAAACUUCAAUGGAGGGCAGCUUCCAGGAGCAAAGUUUGUGUUCCUUGAUUUUUAUCAAAGCAGUUCAGACUUAUCUUCAAAUGGAGCAUCAUUUGGAUUUGAUGUGAUAGACAAGGGUUGCUGUGGAGUUGGCAAGAACAAUGGACAAAUUACCUGCCUUCCAAUGCAACAACCAUGUGAAAAUCGUGAGAAGUACUUGUUCUGGGAUGCUUUCCACCCCACUGAGCUGGCCAAUAUUUUACUAGCGAAGGCAUCAUACAGUUCACAAUCAUACACUUAUCCCAUUAAUAUUCAACAAUUGGCAACCCAGUAAAAGUUUAGUUUAUGUUGGAUUUUGUCUGUUUGUGUGGUAUUUAUGCAGUGCACAUGAACUCUGCUGAUUGAUCAGUGUUCAUGAUCUUGUGUUGUUGUUGCUUAAACCAUUCGAUUUCCUUUGUACACUUGUUAUUCCAUUGUGUAGGAAUAAUAUUACAUUAACAUAUAUGAAACACCUUUGUGUAAUUCCUUCCUUCUCCAGUAUUUAAUUUGUUUCACUUGUGCUUCAUAUUAGAUUAGUCUUUAGCUAAAAAAUACUGUGUAACUUAAACCAAAAUAUAUGUUGGUUGAAAGGAUUUUAAAGAUUAGAAAAUGAAGGAGUAGAAAUGUGCAUCAUGUCUUGAAAUGUGGAUAUACAGUUUUUUAGGCUUAAUUCACUCUCAGAUCUGUAGAAUAAAAAAUUGUCGAAAUUAAUAUAAGACCAAUAAUAGAAUUAGAGAUGAAAGAAGUUUUUUUAAUGUCGCGGUUCCUCAGUUAGAACUAAGUAUACAGAAAUACUAAUAUAAUAUAUUUAAAAGGUAUUUUUUUUACUAAUAUAACAUGAAUAUGAAAUGAUACAAUAACGUAAAGGUUAAAAAUGGUUUCAUAAAUUGCAGAGAUAUAAUUGUAUAAUAUAAUUAAUUAAAGGAGUUCCUAGAAGUGGCCACGUGGAUGUGUGCAUAAAGAAUGUGGCGUGUGGGUCUCGUCUUUCGAUCACGGCCCAAUUCAAUUCUAACCCACUUCAUGGGGUUUAGGGGAUNGGGGUUUUAUAAAAGCCCACUCCGAGGUGGGUAAAAAAAAAUGAGCUUAUUAUAAAGAAGGUCGAUUAAAAUAAAAAUUGACAGCUCUAUAUUCAGGAAUGGGUAGAAAGAGCGAGAGAGCAAGCAGCAUGAGUGGCGGAGGAGAAGGAGAGAGUCUGGAGUUCACUCCCACGAAGGAAGCGUCGCCGACGCGGAAGAGGUCUCGAAGAAGGGUGGUUGGAGAAUCCUCUCUUGAAGAUUAAAGAAGCAUGAGUGGCGGAGGAGAAGGAGAGAGUCUGGAGUUUACUCCCACNAAGGAAGCGUCGCCGGCGCGGAUGAGGUCUUGAAGAAGCGGGUGGUUGGAGAAUCCUCUCUUGAAG